This is a messenger RNA of Symbiodinium sp. CCMP2592, 1068 nucleotides long. The record is from the annotation of a GenBank genome assembly. Lineage: Eukaryota; Dinophyceae; Suessiales; Symbiodiniaceae.
AUGUGUCCGGUAACCCUGAGCCGUUUUGGUUCGAAGAACGGUAAGUCGCAUGGCCAGAAUCUGCAAGCUGCCCGAGUGCGCGAAAGCCACGAAAGGGGUGGGAUGUUCAGCAGCCGGCCAUCAGAAACGCGCAGGCGAACAACAGACAUCCCCUGCUGUGGGAUCUUCAUCUUAGCAGUAGGAGUGUUCGCGGGACUUCUGGUUUACGCCGAGCGCGAAGGCAACCCACACUUGAUACUGGGGCUGCGGGACGCUGAUGGCCAGGUCUGCGGUGCAGACUUCGCAGUCAAGAAUCAGCCGUAUCUUUACCUCUGCCCGGAUGCAAGCAACAACUUCUUCAUGAAUGCGGGUCAUUGUGUCGAAGCUUGCCCCGGCCUGGCUUCGGAGAAAACGCCAUGUCCUAAGGGCUACGCCUCCCUCCCAUCUGAAACCAAUAUUUGUUUGCCUGCCGGCCAAUCGGCGGACCUGCUCUCCAAGAUGGAGUCGUCAGAGCUGAGUGGUGCCAUUGCAUUGUCCCACUUGUAUACCAAUCUCUUUCGGGCCUGGCCCCUGCUGCUUAUCGCUGCUCCACUGCUGAGCGCGGCGAUCGGCUUCGCCUACUUGAGGUUUCUCAAAGCAGAGGCCCAGGUGGUAUUCUGGGUUAGCUUCAUUGUCGUGGUCGCUUGCUUGUCCGUGGCGGGUGUCUACUACCUGCAAGAGUACGACAGGAGACGCAACAAUCAGGAUCAUGAGGACGACGAGGCUGCCAACGGCGACCUUAUAUAUGGGAUUGUCGGCACCUCACUGGCCGUGCUUACCAUCCUGGGAGCAUGCUUGAGUCGAGACAGCAUCCGCAUUAGCUUUCCUUACCUGGAAGCGGCUGGAGAGUGUCUGGCGGAUAUGCCACCCCUCAUGAUCCAGCCGAUGGUCGAGACCUUGAAGAAGAUGCUGCUCUUGAGCCUGUUCCUCUUUUCUGCGUCGCGGCUCUUGAGCCUCAGACUUGCGCUGGACAACGAGCCCCAGCUUGGAUUAGUACUGAGUUCCGAAAAGCUGCCAACCUUACCGUUCGAGGUUCCCUGGUACACAUAG